AUGGGCGCCGAGCAGCUGAUUGACGCGUGCCAAGCACGCCUGGCGCACCCACCGACGCGGACGCACGAUGCGCUGGAGCUCUACGCGUCGCAGCUCGAGCAGCAGCUCCACGAUCUUCUAGCGGCGCGAGACGCGGAGCAGGCCAUUUGCCGAGCCAGCACCGAGUGCACGUUUGCCAAGAACUCGGCCGGGCGCGUCCUCACCGCGCUCUUCGACCACGCGACGGGUGGAAAAGUGGACGGGCUCAAGACAUGGUGGGAGACCGGUAGCAUCCAGACACGCAGCGGGCCUGCGCACUGGCGUCUCGACCCGAACAGCCUCCGGGACAGGCGCGGGUUCACCCUCCUCCACGCGACGGUCGACCGCAGCUUGGCGAAGGAAAGCGCCAAAGUCGCAACGCUCGGCUUCCUCGUCGAUCGCAUGGGCUUGGACGUGAACGCGGUCGACCUCUUUGGCCGGACGAGCCUCCACUACGCCGCCCUCGCAGGCUACGCCGACGUCGUCGACGCGCUCUUGCAGCGGCAGUGCGACCCGCAGCUUCGCGACAAGGCCGGCUUGACAGCGCUCGGCACGCUUCAGCGCACGACGCUGUCGGCCAACGCGAGCAGCUUCGACGCGAUCGUGCAAACGCUGCUGCUGCGCGCCGAGAAGCCGCGCUUUGGCGACGAGCCCACGACCGAC
Saprolegnia parasitica CBS 223.65 is the source of this 681-nucleotide messenger RNA. RefSeq lists its product as hypothetical. The annotation marks the transcript as partial. Lineage: Eukaryota; Oomycota; Saprolegniomycetes; Saprolegniales; Saprolegniaceae. Gene Ontology annotation, molecular function: protein binding. The record is from RefSeq and is a predicted model, not a curated record. The transcript has 3 exons.